Messenger RNA from Neurospora hispaniola, 332 nucleotides. RefSeq lists its product as uncharacterized. The transcript has a single exon. The record is from RefSeq and is a predicted model, not a curated record. The coding region runs from base 39 to 209 and encodes 56 amino acids. Lineage: Eukaryota; Fungi; Ascomycota; Sordariomycetes; Sordariales; Sordariaceae.
AGGAGGCAAGCACGUGCCAGCUUUCCCUUUUGACACUUAUGAAUGUGCUGUUUGGGCUUCUUUUUCCAUUUCCAGUUGCGCGGCUCAGGGUGACAGUGCCGAGGUUGUAUCCUACCAUUCGUCUUGGUUUGUUUCUCAUGAAAGGGUCAGACUCCAAUGUCGCCGCCGACAACGGCGGCGACCCACGGCGCUUGCGAACUCCCUACUAGUGCGUUUCUUCGGUAUGGCGCUGACUCUGUCUGAUAUUGAGCGAGAAGGUCAAGAAUCAAUAACUGCUUGUAAAAGUCAGCGACGGAGAGAGAGAGAGUAGAUAAUAGAGUCAACAAAACUCA